Molecule: messenger RNA, 123 nt
Organism: Phytophthora nicotianae INRA-310
Lineage: Eukaryota; Oomycota; Peronosporomycetes; Peronosporales; Peronosporaceae
Exons: 2
Source: RefSeq, a predicted model, not a curated record
UUCAAAAACCCACUACAGGAUCCAAGAGAAGCGCUAAAACAAGAGUACAUCAAACUCAAAGGCGAGAUAAUGCUAGGCAAUGACAAUCCUGAGAUCGUCAAAGAGCUAAAGACGAAGUUCUAG